Messenger RNA from Meloidogyne enterolobii, 294 nucleotides. NCBI's taxonomy places the organism in Eukaryota, Metazoa, Nematoda, Chromadorea, Rhabditida, Meloidogynidae. The record is from the annotation of a GenBank genome assembly.
AUGUAUAUUUUAGCAAUGAUGAUUUCUCCAGUUAAUGCUAUGCAAAAUUAUUCAACAUUUAAAAUUCUAUUUGGAUUUUUAUUUGCAAUUGUGCUCAUCGUUAUAUUUUUUCUUUUUGUCUAUGGUUUUAUUCUGAUAUAUAUAUUUUAUCAACUUAAUCAACUGAACAAAAAUUUUCCGAAAAAGCAUUCAGAUGAAGAGGAGCAAGUGCAAAAAACUCAAUCUUCAAAAAUAGAGGUUGAACGAAUUAAUGAAACAGAGCAAAUUUCGGACAGCGAAGGUGUGGUUUUUUAA